AAUCUGAAACGUCAACUGGAGUUUAAUUACCAGAAGUUUUUAAAUAUGGCGGAAGUAAACGGAGUUCCAAACGAGAUCAAAUCUUCAGCUCUGGAAUUAAUCGGGAACACUCCUCUCGUCGCAUUGGAUCGACUUUAUACAGGACCCGGUAGAAUUUUAGCAAAAUGUGAAUUCGUCAACCCCGGAGCGUCAGUCAAAUGUAGAACAUCUUUACACAUGAUAAGAAAAGCGAGAGAAGCUGGCUUACUGAAACCCAAGGACCCUGUUAUAGAAGUGACUUCGGGAAACCAGGGAUGCGGCCUAUCGGUGGUAUGUGCUGUUCUCGGACAUCCCUUAACUCUGGUUAUGUCCAAAGGCAACAGCGUUCAAAGGGCACUGCACAUGGAAGCAUUAGGUGCCAAAUGCAUCAGAGUACCUCAAGUCCAAGGCAAGUAUGGAUUUGUGACACAAGCAGAUUUCAAAGCGGCCGAAGCGGAGGGGAUAAAGUUGGCGGAAAAAAGCGGAUCAUACUUCGUAAAUCAGUACAAUAAUGAGAUGAACGUCGACGCACAUUACAGUACAACUGGCCCAGAAAUAUGGAGACAGAGUGGACACCGAGUGGACGCUUUUGUGGCCGCAGUUGGAACAGGGGGAACUUUUACUGGGGCAUCGAAAUAUUUGAAGGAGAGGAAUCCUAAUAUUCUUUGUUAUGUUGCCGAGCCAGCCGGCGCGGAACCCAUUAAAGGUACUCCAAUAACGAAACCGAUGCAUCUUCUCCAAGGGUCUGGCUCUGGAUGCGUACCCAGUCUAUUCAACUACGAGUACCUAGAUGGAACCUUCGCAGUGACUGACGAGGAAGCAACAGAAUACAGGAAACUGAUUGGCGAAAAGGAAGGACUGUUUGUUGGAUUCAGUAGCGCAGCAAAUGUGGCCGCAGCAGUCAAACUGUUACAAUCCGGAAAGUUACCUGAAGAUGCAUGGGUUGUUACGCUUUUGAAUGAUACGGGCUUGAAGUACACCCCUGUUGCUGAGGAGAUUCAGUAG
Aricia agestis (brown argus) is the source of this 1023-nucleotide messenger RNA. Its product is annotated as putative inactive cysteine synthase 2. Gene Ontology annotation, cellular component: cytoplasm. The coding region runs from base 46 to 1023 and encodes 325 amino acids. The record is from RefSeq and is a predicted model, not a curated record. The transcript has a single exon. Lineage: Eukaryota; Metazoa; Arthropoda; Insecta; Lepidoptera; Lycaenidae.